Echinococcus granulosus is the source of this 876-nucleotide messenger RNA. Its product is annotated as ATP-dependent RNA helicase cgh-1. Gene Ontology annotation, cellular component: cytoplasmic stress granule; P-body. Bases 1 to 876 code for a protein of 291 amino acids. Gene Ontology annotation, biological process: P-body assembly; cytoplasmic stress granule assembly. The record is from RefSeq and is a predicted model, not a curated record. Lineage: Eukaryota; Metazoa; Platyhelminthes; Cestoda; Cyclophyllidea; Taeniidae. The transcript has 2 exons. Gene Ontology annotation, molecular function: RNA helicase activity; ATP binding; mRNA binding.
AUGCAGGACGGUGAUCAAGCUUCUGAAGCAGACAAUUGGAAGGCUUCUCUUAACCUUCCUGAAAGGGACGCACGGUUAAAGACUGCUGAUGUUGCUCCUACUGAGGGCUGUACCUUUGACAGCUUUUGUCUUAAGCGGAACUUAUUGAAAGGGAUUUAUGAAAAGGGGUGGGAGUACCCCUCUCCAGUCCAAAGAUCCAGUAUUCCUGUUGCGCUCACCCGCAGGGAUAUCAUUGCUCGUGCCAAAAAUGGUACUGGUAAAACUGGUGCAUAUUCCAUCCCUAUUUUGGAUUCGAUCGACCCGUCUCUGAAUAAGAUACAAGCAUGCAUAUUAGUACCGACGCGUGAGCUAGCACUUCAAACUAGUCAAAUUUGCAUCGAAUUGGCCAAGCAUAUGGACAUUAAGACAAUGCUUAUGAUUGGCGGAACAUAUCUGAAAGAUGACCUGAUUCGUUUGAGUCAAACUAUUCAUGUGGUUGUCGGAACACCGGGACGCAUGAUUGAUCUAAUGUCACGAGGCUUCGUGGAUCUUAGCUACUGUAAGACCGUUGUUCUUGAUGAAGCGGACAAAUUGCUGUCUGAGGAGUUGAAGAAUGCUGUUGAGAAGAUACUGGAGAAAGUUGAUAAAAAUAGGCAGCUCCUGGUCUAUUCAGCUACAUACCCCGUGGUUGUACAGUCGUUUAUAUCAAAACAUCUCAAAAAUCCAUUCGAAAUCAAUCUCAUGGAACGCUUAACACUCAGGGGCAUAACGGAGUACUAUGCGUACGUACAGGAGAAAUUCAAGGACGAAGCCAACAUGGAUGAGGAAACGAAGAGUGCGCUUUAUUAUGGUAGAGUUCUUCAGCAACGAGAAGCCCUUAACAAUGGCGCCGAAUAG